Australozyma saopauloensis is the source of this 2718-nucleotide messenger RNA. RefSeq names its product leucine-responsive transcriptional regulator (gene LEU3). The transcript has a single exon. Lineage: Eukaryota; Fungi; Ascomycota; Pichiomycetes; Serinales; Metschnikowiaceae. The record is from RefSeq and is a predicted model, not a curated record. Gene Ontology annotation, molecular function: DNA-binding transcription factor activity, RNA polymerase II-specific; zinc ion binding; transcription cis-regulatory region binding. Gene Ontology annotation, cellular component: nucleus. Gene Ontology annotation, biological process: regulation of DNA-templated transcription. Bases 1 to 2718 code for a protein of 905 amino acids.
AUGAACAAAUCCUCGCUUGAUAGUUUGGCGCACAUUGCCAAUAUUAGCGAAGAUCUCAAUAACCAUCUCGGCCACAUAAAACGAGAAAAUGAAAUUUCAGACCAAUCUGGUCAAGAUCCAAACCAAGAUUCCGAGGCAGAUAGAAAAAAGACUCGCCGUUUGGCGUGUACAUGUUGCCGCCAACAGAAGUCAAAGUGUGAUGCCCAUGCUAGAUAUCCAUUGCCUUGUACACGAUGUGCAACGAAAGGCUUGACUUGCGAGCUCAAAAAAGGUUUCAAAAGAACCGAAAAACGUGCUCGUUUGGCUCUGAUUGAAAGAGAAUUCGCUGAAUUGAAACGCUCGUUCCAGGGGCCUGUAGUAGCUGCUGCUGACCCGCUACGUGCCAUGCCUUCAAUGACAAACGCUGCAGUUGCUGGAUCUCAAGCUCCGGAGCUGCCCAUGGCAUUUUUCAAGGCAGUAUCGUCCUCUCGUUUUGCAACUCCCAAUUCACAAUCUCCUGGUCCUCUAGAUCGAGUCCAACUUGCGGGUUCAGAGAUGGGAAUUGAUCCAAAAUCUCACGCUCUGAUUCCUGCUCUGAUGCCCAUCGGAGCAGUACAUGAGCCGCUCGGGCUGUUGUACGCGGGCGGAAGAGCUGCUAUCAGUGGCCCUUCGACACUAAGAUCCCAUAGUACACUUAGUUCCAGUAGUCCUCAGCAAGAUUACAGCAAGAUAUCUCUACCGGAAAGUGCUCUUGUUUGCGAAGAGAAGAACCUUGAGGACGUUUCUCUCUCAGCAGAAAUGAUUAGAUCCCUCUUCUUGGAGUAUGUUCAAAAUUACCAUCCCAUUUUGCCUAUUGUUGAUGUAACUCGUGGCCCUGAACGAAUCUACAGACUAUGCCCUGCUCUCUUUUGGGUCAUUAUCUAUGUGACGCUCAGGAGAUAUAAUGAGGACAAAUCAUUGUUGGUACAGCUCUCUCCUUUGGUUAAAAACAUCCUUGCAGAGAUCACCAUAUCUCCGAUCGCACGGUACAAUCCCACUGAGGAAGACGAGCCGCUUAUGAACUCUUGCUCGGUCCAUUCUGUCCAAGCUUUUGUUCUUUAUUCUAUGUGGCCACCUUUGACUUCCUCGUUGAGUGCAGACUCAUCAUGGAGUACGAUUGGUGUGGCUCUCUAUCAGGCUAUUAGAAUUGGUCUCCAUACUUCUGGCCAACUAAUAGAGCAGUAUGCUGGUGUCGAAGAACAAGUCCAGCAAUAUGAAAUGGCAAAGGAGCAAAUGAAGACAUGGGUAUUCUGUAACAUAGUGUCCCAGCACAUCGCUUCGGCUUUCGGAUACCCAGCAUUUGUUCAGUUCGACACAUUCUCUGCUCAACAAUGUGACUUACCCGUCAUGACUCGUCAUAUCAUGGAAAUUGCUCAGUUCGAAGACCAAGUAUGUAAAACACUCAAUUUGGCAACCUUCAGUGGAGCAGCACAAACAAACGAGCGAAUCGCUUUGCUCAAAGUUUUGGCAAAUCAACUCGACGACUUAGAAUUGAAGGUUGUCCUGGAGUGUUCUCAAGAAAACGGGUUCAGGAAGCUACAAUUUAUUCUCGCAAGAAUACAUUUGCUCUCUUUCUAUUUCCUUGACGCAGAAAACAUUUCUCCCUUCGAACUUUCAAAGGGUCUUGUACGUCUUUACAACGCUUCAGUGUCCCUAAUUGAGCACGUUCAAAUGUGCCAGGCGAAAAACAGUCGUUUCGUGGAGUAUCUCCCAGCUGUUUCUAUUUUGAACAUUUGGCAAGCAUCCUUUUUCAUAGUGAAAUUAGCCAACUCACCCAUGAAAUCGGUGAUUGACGGAAAUGCUGCAAAAGAGAUCUACAGCAUCGCCGUGGAUUUAGUGGCAAAAGCCUCGAUCAUGAAGCACGACGUUUCUUACAGAGGUAGUGGAAUCAUGAGAAAUAUGUGGCAAUUGUUCAGUCGACUAGACGAGAAAAAUCAGGUCACAUUGAGAAUCUCGAUCAAGUCUAGAAUGGCAGCAUCUGUUUUCUUUGACUGUUUGUCGCUUCUCAGAGAUAAAGUGGGCUUGGCAAAGCUCAACAUCAAGACAGAUGUGCAUGGCAAUUCAGAGUCCAAUGAGGACGGAGCAGGCUCCUCCUCCGACGAAAAUGAUCAAGUUGGAGAUGGAAAUGCUAUCAACGCGUCGGAUGACGAAACUAUAUCUGCCAAUGCACACAAUUCGGAUAAAACUGGGGCCAACGAUAGCCAGCGGACAACUCCUGGUAGUUAUGGAAGCUCUGGCCGUGCUCGGAAAAAACGUCUGCUCUCAGAUGCCGAAGAUCCGGAGCAGACAGCGAGACGGAUCAUUCGAACAAUUCCACUUGACCCCCAGCCGAUUUCAGCUUCUAAGCGCAGCUCAAUAUUCAAGGUUGUGAAUGGUAGCAAUCAAACGUCUCCAAGCACAAGUGUAAAGACGGAUGAACAUACUAUUAGCGGGCCGCCGUCCGCUGCACCUCAGCAUGGGUUCAACGAUGGACAUGUCAAUAAUGGACGGUCAAGUAAGGGACAAUCAGUUUUAAAUCAGAAUUUGACUGUUCCAACUUUGAUGAACAAUAAUUCAGAGUCGAUUGGAUCAGGGUAUCAAGGGUCAGGAUCUGGCUUCGAAGAUAUCAACGUUCUGUUGGAGGAAGAUCUUUUCGCAAACAACGAUAUGUUGUGGAAAGAUGUUGAUAGUCUUAUGAACGAUUUUGGAUUCCAUGCGUGA